GGCUGGGACCUCUUCGACGCGGCCCGCGAGCUCCAGCGCCUGGGCAUCCCCGACGGCGCCUGGCGCGUCACGGCGGCGAACGAGGACUACUCGCUCUGCCCGACCUACGCGCGCGUGCUCGCCGUGCCGCGGUCCGCGAGCCUCCGCGAGGUCGCGGCCUACCGGUCCAAGGGCCGCAUCCCCAUCCUCUCCUGGCGCGACCCCGUGACCCACGCGACGAUCUCGCGCUGCAGCCAGCCCCUCGUGGGGGCAAGAGACCGGCGUCUACCGGGCGGCGAAGCAACCAUCGAGCAUCCGCGCAGCGCGCUCGCGCACCGCGACGCCGACGCGAAGCCGCCCAUGCUGCUCGUCGUCGACGCGCGGAGCCCGCUGGCCGUCAAGGGGAACCAGAUCGCGGGCGGCAAGGGCACGGAGACGUUGGAGCACUACGAGGGCGUGCGCAUCAGCUUCAUGGGCAUCGCGAACAUCCACGCGGUGCGCGCGGCCCACGACGGCUUGGUGGACGCGGUCUGCGGCCGCGGCGACUUCGCGGCGGCGUGCGCGUCGAGCUCGGGCUGGUUCGCGCUGCUCCAGCGGCUGCUCGCGGCCGUGGUCCACGUCGUCGACGCCGUCGCGCGCCACGGCGUGCCCGUGCUCGUGCACUGCAGCGACGGCUGGGACCGCACGCCGCAGCUGACCGCGGGGUCGAUGCUGCUCAUGGACCCGUUCUACCGGACGAUCCGGGGCUUCGCGGUGCUCGUGGAGAAGGAGUGGUGCGCCUGCGGCCACAAGUUCGCGGAGCGGCACGGCUUCGACGACAAGGGCCACGCGUCGAGCGACCGCAGCCCCUGCUUCCUCCAGUGGAUCGACCUCGUGCACCAGGUCCGGCGCCAGGCGCCGGACGCGUUCGAGUUCAACGUCGAGUUCCUCGUGACCGUCGCCGCGGCGGCGAGCGACGGCUGGACGGGGACCUUCCUCUUCGACUGCGACCGGCUCCGCGAGGCCCACAAGCUCAAGGACCGCGCCGUGUCGCUCUGGUCGCACGUCGAGGCGCGGCGCCGCGACUUCAAGAACCCGACCUACCGCCCCGACGACCGCGUCAUCUACCCCCUCGUGGGGCGCCAGCACCUCGUCCUCUUCGACGCCUGGUUCCAACGCUGGCAC
Messenger RNA from Aureococcus anophagefferens, 1143 nucleotides. RefSeq lists its product as hypothetical. Gene Ontology annotation, molecular function: phosphatase activity. Gene Ontology annotation, biological process: dephosphorylation. The record is from RefSeq and is a predicted model, not a curated record. The annotation marks the transcript as partial. NCBI's taxonomy places the organism in Eukaryota, Pelagophyceae, Pelagomonadales, Pelagomonadaceae. The transcript is spliced from 5 exons.